Molecule: messenger RNA, 1750 nt
Organism: Tupaia belangeri chinensis (Chinese tree shrew)
Lineage: Eukaryota; Metazoa; Chordata; Mammalia; Scandentia; Tupaiidae
Gene: TMEM140
Product: transmembrane protein 140
Exons: 2
Coding region: 252-818 (188 amino acids)
Source: RefSeq, a predicted model, not a curated record
UCAGUCAGCAUAAAUGUACCAAAGUUCGGAGAGUUGUUUACUUAGGCACAACAGCGAAUGCAAGCGGGACAUGGGCUCAGGGCUGCGUCUAGCUGCCAUUUGCCUCUCCACCAUCCUCAUUCCGGGAGCCUGACACUAGAGAGCCGGCAAGAAGGAAAAACCCACCGCCCGAACCUGAUUUCCUGCUCCUUUCAUGAGUGUUCCUCUGGGAGCUGCACCUUCUUCUUGUGGCCCUGUGGAAGGCAGGAGAGAUGGCCAUCCCAAGGCCACGGCGAGGUAGCCAUCUGCCUUUCCUGAUCAUCAUGGGCCUCACAGUUGCAGUCAUCUCCCUGCUGUUCUAUGCCCUCCUCUGGGAAGCUGGCAACCUCACUGACCUGCCUGACCUGAGAAUCGGCUUCUACAACUUCUGCCUGUGGAAUGAGGAAAUCGGCUUGCUCCAGUGUCACCAGUUCCCUGAGCUGGAGGCCCUAGGGGUGCCCCAGGUUGGGCUGGCCCUGGCCAGGCUUGCUGUGUAUGGGGCCUUGGUCCUCACCCUCUUUGUCCCCCUGCCUCUCCUCCUGGCCCAGUGCAAGAGAGACAACGGAGAGUGGCAGCUGGCAGUGGGCUUCCUGAUGGCAUCCUCCACAAUGCUGGCCACUGGCCUGGGCCUUUUCCUCUCCUGGGUGUGGAAGUGGGUGAGAAUCUCCCUGCUGGGGCCUGGGUUUCUAGCUCUGGGCAUCGCUCAGACGUUACUCAUCCUUCUGCUUGUGGCCACAGUGCUGUUCCCUCAGAGGGCCGAGAAGGACUCCUGCAAGCCGGAACCUGCUAGUCCUGCCUAAAGGCUUGCAUGAAUGCAUGACUCGUGCAACUGUGCUCAGAGAAGAUGCCUGGGACUCCGUGGGCUGGCAGGUCUUCUCUGCCAUCUUGUUUCUUAGCUACUGCUGGUCACCAGCUCAAGCAAAUAAGGCCCGCUGUGGAGUGGGUGAGGCCCCCAGUGUCAAGGAGGGCAAGGGGCAGUAAUGGCGGCUGGACACCUGUGCUCAUUUCUGUAAGACUGUAUUUUUCAGGACUCCCCAGGCUCCAAGGAUACCCUAAAACUACACAUCCCGGCACACAAAUUCCUGCUUUACGUAACCAAUCUAAGCAGUUAUUACUUCAGCCUCAAGAGGGUGGGGAAUUAAGGAUCCUACCACUAGGCCAGAUUUCCAGGAUAUUUCCCAAAUGCCGAACUGGAACCCACUGAAGCUUUGUAGCAACAUGUGGUCACAUUACAAGAGAGGGGUUAGCCUCCUUCAAGCUCUGGUGAGCAAGCUUCUACUCCUCUGGCUGUGGUUAAGUGGACCACAAUGGGCCCCUUGCUGGGACAUUCCCAAAGACCCAGGACUGAUCUCUGAGGGAUUCCAAGGAACUCAAGUUCAUGAGGCAGAAAGAGAAGCCAGGGUAGCUUUGAAGGUUCCCCUGGAAAGCCCCCUGGCCUGAAGCCAGGUGCAGCAGAGCAGUCAGCUGGUCAUCAUUAGUCCUACUGUGAGGCUCAGGGUACAGGAGCAGGAAGUGAGAACCCUCGAGUGGGAGAAGUAAAAGUUACUCACAUACAAAUGUUGCAUCCCCACACUUCUCAACUGGAACUGGAAAAGAUAUGAGCAAGACACCCGAUGAUGCGUUGGGGAACCUUCUUUAUUCCCCGCACCUGAAUAUUGGCAAGUCUCUAUGGCAAGUGAUUUGCUCAUUCUAUGCUUGUCAAAAGCCACACUGAAUAGAGGUAAAAACAUGG